This is a messenger RNA of Thamnophis sirtalis, 7068 nucleotides long. Lineage: Eukaryota; Metazoa; Chordata; Lepidosauria; Squamata; Natricidae. The record is from RefSeq and is a predicted model, not a curated record.
AUGUGCUCCUCUGAUGGUGCCAGUUGUUUUAUUCCAAUGAGUACAUUGGGUCGGAAAACAGAUACUAUCAGAAAAGAUAUUCAUGGGGAAAGAACAGCUUGUCAAAGAGAGAUUAAUGCUAGGCAGUUAAAUUUGACUAUAUUUCAUUUUUCUAGGUUUAUGCCACCUGAUGAUCCAUUGGGACGCCAUGGCCCUAGUCUUGAAAACUUCUUAAGGAAAAAGCCAGUUAUUCCAGAACACAAAAAGCAACCAUGCCCUUAUGGGAAAAAAUGCACAUAUGGGCACAAAUGUAAAUAUUACCACCCUGAACGGACAAACCAGCCCUUGAGAUCUGUCGCAGAUGAGCUUCGCAUCAGUGCAAAAUUAUCUGCGGUGAAAACCAUGAGUGAAGGUGCCUUAGCCAAAUGUGGUUCAGGGCAAGUCCUUUGCAAAGGGGGGGAGAACAUUUCAGAAGUGAAGCGCAAUCCUCCGAAACGCCAGUCUGAUCCAAGCAUCCGGUCUGUAGUGGCGGAACCGGAGGACCGGCUGUCGAUGAUGCGGAAGCCAGAGGCCAGCUCUGUCCCAUCUCUUGUUACAGCGUUAAGUGUCCCAACGCUUCCACCUCCUAAAAGCCAUGCAGUUGGGGCCUUAAAUGCUCGGUCAGCGAGUAGCCCUGUGCCUGGGUCUUCUUCUCAGUUCACCCAUCAGAAAUCCUCUCUAGAACAUAUGGCCAGCAUGCACUACCCUCCAAUCCUGGUCACCAACAGCCACGGGGCUUCAAUCAACUACACGGACCCAUACACCAAAUAUGAAUCUUUGGGAGACCACGGCUAUUAUUCUAUGCUCAAUGACUUUUCCAGUUUGAACCUUAGCAAUAUUCAUAACACAGAUUACUAUGGAGUCAAUCUAGACCAAGGUGUCUAUUCAAGAAAUUCAAGCCCGUGUCCUGACAGUUGCUUAAGCCAUGCAAGUAAUGACUCUUACUCUUCUUCGUAUACCGACCUGUACCUGGGUGUAGGAGAUGUGGGUUCAGAGGAUCACGCUAAAGUUCCUCGAAUUCCACCACAAAACAGACUUCAGCCUUUUUCUCAUGGCUAUCACGAGAGCUUAACUAGAGUUCAGAGUUAUGGCACUGAAAGGCCCAAACAUACUCCACCCAAGCAUUCAGCUUCUCAUUUAGCACUACACGUCCAACACCCUCUUGUUGGGGCACGAUCUAGUUGCCCAGGGGACUACCCAGGGCCUGCAAACGUUCACCAGUCAUCAGCUACAACCCAACCAAGCCGUGCACUAGUUAUGACAAGGAUGGAUAGUGUUUCUGAUUCAAGACUUUAUGAAAGUAACCCUACUCGGCAGAGGAGGCCCCCCCUCUGUCGAGAGCAACAUGCCAGCUGGGAUCCAUUACCAUGUGCAACCGAUGCCUACUCUUUCCAUUCCUAUCCCUUGAGCAACAACCUCAUGCAGCCAUGUUACGAGCCUGUCAUGGUGAGGAGCAUGCCUGAGAAGAUGGAGCAACUCUGGCGUAACCCUUGGAUUGGGGUUUGUGGGGAGCCCCAUGAACCACGUGUUAUCCCAGAGCAUCAGUACCAGACCUAUAAGAACCUCUGUAAUAUUUUUCCUGCUGGCGUCGUCUUGUCUGUGAUGGAAAAGAAUCCACACAUGACUGAUGCGCAACAGUUAGCAGCUAUGAUUGUUGCCAAAUUGAGAACAGGGCGUUAGCAUGGUAUCCUUUUGAAUUCCUGGAGAGAAAUACUGAUUGCACCAAACCAACGUCCUGCAGGAGGUAUCCGUGAUUCUAUAGAGAUAUUCUCUGUUUGGGGAAUAGUUUCCCGCUCUGGUAUACCACUCUGUAGAUUGUUUUGGCAAUUCCAUUGAAUAUGUGGUUGAAGAAUUCUGUAAAAAGAUUGUAUUUUAAGUAAGUAUUAAGUAAUUUUUUUAAAGCUGGGAUUCUUUUUUUUUAAAGAUGUAUUUUACAGGAAGUGCAUACUUUUUGCAUGGAUAUAUACUGUUUCUUGAAUCCAAAAGGUCCUAUGUUUGAAAUAAUUCCCUCAAACCUAUUAGCAAUUAUAUUGCAUGAAUAAAUUUUGUAAUUUGCAGCAUUAAUUGACAAGCUGCUCCAAGAAAAAAUGCGCUGUGUGCAUUUGAACAUCCUCACAUCUCUUUCAAAGAGUGUCUCUGAGGCCCCUCACCUGCUGUGUCUUAGUGGUACAUGGUGAGCAUUUCUGAUCUGAACAACUCGGUUCUCUGGCAAAUUCAGUUUCUGCACACAAUCUUUGCUUGGGGGGAGGGGCUUUAGGUCAUGCCCUUUGGGACGAGGCCAUCUGUGUCAAACAGAUGACAUGAAAGCAAGGACAAUUCUCAGCUAAACUGUAACUCUCUCAUUUCCACAUAAAUCUUGUUAAAAUUGGCAGGUGUGGGUUUUAAAAUACAAUUAAUUGUACAAUUCAAUUCUUUACAAUCCAAAGGUGGUAUAAUUGUAGCAUCCCAAAUCAAUUUUCACAUUUCAGUUUAGCACAAGUACAACUAAGUACAAAAUGAGUAAACACAUUUUUUAAAAGGAUUAAAUGUUCAUGAUAGAAGAUGGAGUUGUUUUCUAAAGGAUGCUACAGAAUUGAUAAACUUGUUUCAAUUUUUCACUGUCAGAUCCAUGCAAAGGUAUGCAUUUGCUUCUUUGGAGCUAUUUGACUGACUCAAAGCAUCUCAGCAAAUGCUUGGGUAUUUUUGCUCAAGAGCGGGCAACUUUUGUAGCUAAACAUCUCCCGUAUGAGACAUAUAUCCAGGUGUAGUAGCUUUUCCAUUUUCUUUUUUUAAAGCUGCACUCAGCGGACACCCUUUUUAAAUCCAAACAUGUCUUUGAACAUUUUGAACCAUUACUAACUCGAUAUGUCUCGAGCUAGGACUUGUUGACUUCUACUGUAGUUUUUUUUCAUGAAAGUCGAGAAGGCCGAGUUACUGGCCUUUGGUUUCUUCAUGAGAAGGUGUGACACUGCCUAAAUGUUUCUGACUAGGAAACACAUGGAACGCGAGGCUGCCGUCAGGGUUGUUUCUGGUGUUUUGAGAAUGGCUUCCAAGCUGCUUUCUGAAUUUUUGUUUUCAGAUCUAGGGGUUGUCCAAAGUGUUGCUGGAAUAAUUACCAGCGAUGGCCAGAAUGGCUGCCUAAUUUAUUUCUGUUUGGCAUCAGGUAGGAUAUUCGAGGUGGAUCUAGACAGGGAUGAUGUCACUAACUGGCAGGGUGGUGAUUCUAUUUUGGUGUCCAUAACAAGCAUAAUCGUACAUUGAUACUAACAAGAAAGAACUUGUUUAGAUUAUUGAGAUUCUGCUGAACAUAUUAAAGAAGGUUAUCUAGAGGUAGCAUCUCUCCAGAAUAGUGUUUUUCAACCUGGGCAACUCUUAAGGAGUAUGGACUUCAACUCCGAGAAUUCUCCAGCUAAUAUGAAUUUUGGGAGUUGGAAUCCACUUAUCUUAAAAUUGCUAAGUCUGAGAAACACUGCUCUAGAGAGAAGGAUGACAGUAAUUCAUCUAACAACUUUCCAACCACAAAAGAUAUGGAUGUCACCUGCCUGUAGCAUAUUUGCUCUUCCACAAAGCUGUCUUCUGAUUUUAAAGACAAGCUUUAUUUCCCUGAAGGAAAAUGGCGGUGGAUCACAUGACAUGACCCCUGCAUUUGUGUACAGCUUUUUUCAAAUUGCUGCUGGCACACUGGUGGCUUUUUUGGGGGUGGUUGCUGAUUGGAUUGAGUUUGGAUAGUGCACCAUGCUGAGCUUACUGCAUUGCAGAACCCAGCAUUCCCAGUUUUAUCCAGUGCUUUAUGAAGUGCUGAAUAAAAAUGCAGAUUUUCCCUUUGGUUUAAGCUGUUCCCUGAAUAUUCUUCGCAAUAUUUGGCCUUUUAGCUGUAAAAACAUAACAAAGAAAACCCUUGAGUUAUCUAGAUCCUUUUAUCAAUGAGGACAAAACCCCACUUUUUUGGAGAUUUCUUCUCUUUUAAAAGUAGCUGAAAGCAACACCUCAAAUAACCAGAAACGACUUUUUGUUUGUUGAUACAAAUUGUAUCUUUCUUGAUUGUAUAAAAAUAUAUAAAAGCCAUCUCUAGAUUAGCUCAAUAUUGUACUUUCAUCACUAUGUUUGUGACACUGUGUGUCAAAGGGGAGUAGCUCAUGGAGGAUUAUAAAUCUUUUUAUUUAAAAUGGGCACUUACAGUUUAUAGGGAAAAAAAUAGGCAAAUUUUGAAUUCCAUUUUAUUUCUAUAAUGUAUACUGCUAGUGUGUGUGCAUUUAAGAGCAUUAUGCUGCAUAAAUUAUAUAUUGUCUAUUUAUUAAUACAUUCCUGCAGAGAAUUUUUUUUGUAAAAUACUCGUGUUAAUAAGGCUUAUGUUCAUAUUUAUACAUGGCUAUUGACAGUAAAAGUGCUAUACAUCCUGCUUUUGUUUUUAAAAGGAUCCUUAUAGAAGUAUGGCUUUUCAGUUCAGCAUUGAAAUUUUGUGUGCUCACAUUUUUUUGCAUGGAAUCCAGUUUCUGUAUGUAUAAAAUACCAGUAGGUGUUUUCCAUUUUAUCCCUAUUGUAAGAAAAUCUUGUAGACAAUUCUAGCAGAAUCUUUCAGCACACUGAAUGCUGAACAAAAGCUACUGCAUGGUGUUUGGUUUUUUUUAAAUGUAAGGAUGAAAAUAUUUUACUGUCAGUAAAAGCUAUAUAUUAUAUACUAUAUAUUGUUAGCAAUAUAUUAAAAAUGUUACAAGUCUCUUGUGUGCUUUUUGGGAAGUAAUGCUAUGGAGAGGAAGUUGUAUACUAUCUGUAGCACCUCUUUUUCUUAAUGAAGGAAUCCCCUUUUUGUAAAAAAAUGAUUUCAAAAUCUAAUCUGUAAAAGCAAGGAGAGAAUGGCAAUUUUAAAAGUGUCUGUGGUUUUUUUGCUAAUUAUUUUUCUCUGAAACUGUUGUAACAUUUGUUAAACCAAUUUACUUCUUUCUGUCUGGAUUUUUUCAAUACCAGUUCCAAACUGACAUGUCACUGCCUUCAUCUCUCAUUGCUGAAUUUCUUCUUAUAUAGAAGGGAUGGUAUAUAUAAAAAUCAUAACUGCCUAUACUGUAAAUAUGUUUUGCUUUUAAAUGCUCUUUUUGAGAGCAGAGUAUUUAUUUAUUUAUUUAUUUAUCUAUCUAUCAGAAAGCUAUAAUAUAACUUGUCUAUCUUGAAAACCCUGAAAACCCCAUCCUAUAAAGUAUUUAUUUGCAUUUGAAUUUUCUGUAAUAUACUGUUAAAUCAAUGCUUAAUACUGUGAUUAUGUAAAUAUUUAGUAACCCUUUUUUGCUUGUAUAGCUGCUAACUACUGUUAGUCCCUUUGUAGUAUUUACAGUUUACUUUUUUCAUUGAUAGAAUUAAACAUUACUCUUUUAAUUGUUCAAAAAAGUGUGUGUGUGUGUGUGUGUGUGUGUGUGUGUGUGUAAAUAAAUUUGGGUUUUUUUCUGUUGACCCAAAUAUAAGGUAAGUCUCAAUGACAAAGAAUAAAGGUAGAUUUUAAUUGCCCUGAUCCAAUAACACAGGGGUGGACAACUAUAGCAACUUUAUGACCUGUGGACUUUAACUCUCAGAAUUCCUAAUCCAGCCUGGAUUAGGAAUUCUGGGAGUUGAAGUCCACAGGUCAUAAAGUUGCCCAUCCCUGCAAUGAGAGGUGUGACAAUGUCUUUUAUAAAUGAAAGGAGCAGAGUGUACAACACAAGUGGUAGCCUCAACCACUUCUUUGAUUAGCAGAAUAAAGAAAAAGGAACAUGGGCACCAAAGAAAGUCACUAGCUCUGGGUCAGGGCUGGCAUGCAUGUUUUGUAAAGACUAUAAACUGUAGUGGCUUUAUCUGUAGCUGCAUGUAAGCAUUAAUGGGCAAGGCCUUUCUUUUUAAGAAAGCAUGCUCUUUAACUGAAAUGGCCAAGCUCCAAAGUGUCAAGUUUCUGGGAGAGACCCCCAUUUUUUUCCCCUUUAUGAGACAAUUCAUGCUUUUGCAUAUUGCAUUGACAUAUAUUUGCAUGUGGUUGGUUGUAAAUAUCGCUUUAUCAAACCAGUGAUGUUCUUAGUUUGGCCUGAAGUUAUCUUGUUUGCUUUCUGAUGGUCACUGGCCACAGAGAAAAUAUACCUGUCAUUGUGUUAAAUGCCUCUCCCCUCUACCAGUAGCAUCCAUCUUUGUACAGGCCUACUUGAAAAAGGAACACUUUUCGUGCCACUGUUGGACACCCAUCUUGACUCAUUGCUGCAGUCUGGGCCGCCAAAUAAGUGCGAGUAUAAAUACUUAUUACUGAAUGCUUAGCACAUUCAACAUUGUUACAAGACUUGCCCAUUGGUGCCCUCCAAUUAGUUAAUAAGUUAAACUACCUUGUGUGGCUUUGCAAGAGCCAUAACCAAUCUUAGACAAACAGCUGUUUGUUGUUGGAUGGCAUCUCUUUUUUUUAUCCUCUUUCAUAGGCUGCCACUUCUCCAUUGAUGCACUUUGUUCUUGCAGAAUCUUCGAGGAUGCUAACAAUCACUUAACACACUUACCAUUCUAGCCUGCUUGAACCUUUGGUUUCUAGGGACCAGUCUGGGUAAGAAUGUUUAUUAUUAUCUUAGGACUUUUCUCUACUGUUGUUGGAAUAGUUCCAAUUUCUAUGUAACACCAUUUGUAGAGAUGCUUUAUAUCCAGUAAUUAAUGUGUAUUCAAUAAAUGAUCCACUGACACAGGCUCUGAAACAGCUUGUUUGUUUCCUCUUUGUAAAAAACAAAACACACUUGUAGUUUCAUAGAUGGCUUCACAAUAAGCUUAUAUAUGUUCUGAAGUCCAGAUCCGGGACAAGUAAACAGCAAGUGUAUAUACUUAAAGUUUUUUUUUUUUUAAUCUUAAAAGAAUCUAACAUAGCCACAAUGAUAUACCAUACAAAUUUAUGACUCACAUGCUUUUUAAAAUAAAAAGCACACAUCUAUUAAACAUAUUAAAAUAUUUAAUUAUUUUUUUAAAAUAAAAAAAUGAAUUUAAGCAAUGGGCAGAUAUGUUGAGUGGAUUAAGUGUGCCUGCUUCUCCACAGUCUUUAAAUGUCCAGGAGGAAUAUCUACGAUGGAGACUUGCACCAAAAAGAAU